Pseudoliparis swirei is the source of this 2265-nucleotide messenger RNA. Its product is annotated as caspase-6-like. The coding region runs from base 19 to 924 and encodes 301 amino acids. Gene Ontology annotation, biological process: apoptotic process; proteolysis. Gene Ontology annotation, cellular component: cytoplasm. Lineage: Eukaryota; Metazoa; Chordata; Actinopteri; Perciformes; Liparidae. The transcript has 8 exons. The record is from RefSeq and is a predicted model, not a curated record.
GUGGAGCCACCAGCGAUCAUGUCGAACACGGCAGAAGACAGACGUGAAGGAAGUGUUGCUAAAGACAACAGGACCGCAACAGACAGCGCAGCAUGCACGGAGAACCUAACGGAGACGGAUGCCUUCAUUAGAAGCUCUUUAGAUUUGGACCCCGCGGAGGAGUACAAGAUGGACAACAAAAAACGAGGCCUCGCACUCAUCUUCAACCAGGAGCGCUUCUUCUGGCGCCUUGGGUUAAAUGUCAGGAAUGGAACCAACGCCGACCGCUACAAUCUGGAGAGACGACUGACGGACCUGAACUUUGAAGUGAAGGCGUACGAUAACUACAAACAGGUGGACGUUUUGGAUCAAAUCAGUGAAGCCGCAGAAGCCAACCAUUCGGACGCAGACUGCUUUUUGCUCGUCUUCCUGAGCCACGGCGAGAACGACCACGUUUACACCUACGACGGCAAGAUCAGCAUUCAGAGCAUCACGUCCCUCUUCAAAGGAGACAAGUGCAAGAGCCUCGUGGGAAAGCCAAAGAUCUUCAUAUUACAGGCAUGCCGCGGAGACGAGCACGACAAUCCCGUGACGGCCUGUGAUGCUGUGGACAGCGAGCUGAAGACCAAUGAAGUGGUGGUGGACGCCAGUGCCAUAUACACCCUCCCUGCCGGGGCCGACUUCAUCAUGUGCUACUCUGUGGCUGAAGGCUACUAUUCCCACCGGGAGACCAUCAACGGCUCCUGGUAUGUCCAGGAUCUGUGUUUGCUGCUGCAGAAGUAUGGGGACUCUCUUGAAUUCACAGAACUACUGACGCUGGUCAACAGGAAGGUCUCCAUGAGGACCGUUGGGAACAGUAAUGACCGCAAUGCCAUCGGGAAGAAGCAAGUACCUUGCUUUGCUUCGAUGCUCACCAAGAAACUUUACUUCCGUCAAAAGAAUUAAGUUUCAGAGAUCAGUCAUGACAUUAUGACAGGGGACACAGUGUCUACUGGGGAUUUCAAUGCUUUUCUCUAUUUUAGCUUAAACACAUUGGUAGCCGUAGUAUUUACACUGAAAUCAGCUGUUCUAAAAAAAACAGGAACAACUUCUAUUCACAUGCACUAAAGAAAUAUCAUAACCCAGAUUUCUUGGGUGGGUUAACCAGUGACCUAGAUUAUAAAAGGUUUUAGGGUUGUUUGCAUUUGCAUGGCAGUAAAUCCAGAAGUAUCAGGUUACAGUGCACCAAUACUGGUUUAUCUGGUCCCAUGAGUUCUCACACUAAUCUGGCUUUGAGUUUAAAUGUAAACGUAUAGUAGCUAUAAUGCAAUAAUCGAACAUAACAGCCGUGCAGUUUAGAAAAGUUUAUAAUACUCCAGAGUAUACCAUCAUUCUAUCAUUUCUCUGAUAACCAGUUUGGCCCCAGAAGUCCAACGAGAAGAUUUCCUUCAGCUUCCAAGACUAACUUGUAUUGGAUUACAUUAUGUUUGACGGUGUUUUUUAUUUUGGCCAUCCCAUGUAGAGCAGUCCACAUUUUUUGCACUCAAUAGCUUUUCCACUUCAGGAUUACUUUGUUCCACAACAAUCUGUGUUCUUCUCCUCAGCAUUUUGUCACGUUUGCUUUACCCUGGUGUAAACUACUGUAGCUGACUUUAGCUUUUCCAAAAAACAUAGAAGACAGUAGAAGCGGACAUUUCUGGCGGCUUCGCACGCCGAUGGUUUUCUCAGACUGAGGAAGCUGAAAUUGUCAUCUGUCCGUUUCUUGACUGUAAAGUCAGUUGCAGGAAUUCUGCAAGCCAGACAAAUGUUUACCAACUUACUGCAUCUUGCGAGGCAAGUGAUAAAUCGCAUCAUAACCAGGUCACUAUUGAUUUUGUUCACAUCGGGGUUUAACACAUCAUCUAUCUACAAGCACCAAUGAACCGGUACUAUCUCUCAUACGCAGGCACCGCAUAAACGUGCCGUUUGUCUUUAAGCUUGCUCCAUCAAAAGGGAAUUCAUGUUUGUUGUUGUUGUAGCCAUUUACAAUCCUACAUUUGAUAAUGUGUAUUUGCACCCAACAUGGCAACAAUCAUCUGUGUGUAAAGAACCUCAGGGAGGAGAGAUGUUUUUAAAGCUGUACUGUGGACCUGACAAACUUAUAACAUGACUCAGGAAAAACAAAGCGACCAGCAUUCAUUAAUCAUGUAUUUUUGUGGUCUUACUGUUGUGACUUUUGUAUUUUUAUAAUCUGACAUUUCAGCUGUUUUGCUCCUGAUUGAGUGAAAACAUUUUAUAAAACUUUCAUUCUUUGUAUCAAAAAGUGCA